Messenger RNA from Brienomyrus brachyistius, 2599 nucleotides. RefSeq names its product trans-2,3-enoyl-CoA reductase-like. The record is from RefSeq and is a predicted model, not a curated record. Gene Ontology annotation, molecular function: oxidoreductase activity, acting on the CH-CH group of donors. Gene Ontology annotation, biological process: very long-chain fatty acid biosynthetic process. The coding region runs from base 739 to 1758 and encodes 339 amino acids. Lineage: Eukaryota; Metazoa; Chordata; Actinopteri; Osteoglossiformes; Mormyridae. The transcript has 13 exons.
CGGCACGCGGAACGUUCCGGUGGUGACACUUAAAUCGCUCACGGUGAUGCGUCGCCGUUCGGCGUUCUGGAAUUUCACAUGCCGAUAUGGUUUCCAAGGCCGGUUACCUGAAGUCGCUUGCGGGAGACUCAGAGGGACCCCAGCUGUCGAUGCCGUCACCCCCGCGCUGACCCCAUUAGCCGGUGUUCCAGCUGCCGUGAGCGAUCCGUCAGCAUCUGCACUGCAUUCUCUCUCGCUGCACCGCAGGGCUGUCUGCUCGGCUGGAAUCUGUGGGUCUAUUUCGGGGACGCUGUGAUAUGUAAGAGGUUAAACUGGACUUUUACGCGGCAGAUAUGUAUCGAUCUGACUGCGUGUGAUGUUUCGCAGGCGGGAACCCAUCGGAAGAAAACUGAAACGAACAACCAGGACAUGGCUGUAGCCCAAAGCCUCAUCGAAACUUGUGUCUUCUUGAUAGGUCUCACUGGCUUAAUCUUUGCAGUCUGGAUGUCAUAUGGCCAGUGAAAUUGCUUUGAUAAUUCAUUGGUUCAUAUUGCUUGAGGGUCUGACUGAAUGCUUGGGGCCCCAGGCAGGGAUGGUACACCCUUCAUCACCCCCCCCCACCCUCCCCGGUAUGAAAAGGAAAACAAGAUAAGCUUGACCCCACAAUAAGGCCGAACGAGCAGCUCCAGGAACAGAAAAGCAGACAUUUUGCCACACCGGCCCAGCGAUCCGCACGCUCCCGCUCAGACUAGCGUCAGGAUGUUCCCCAUGGGCCGGGCGUCGCCCCGCUCCUUCUAUGGUUUCUCCCAGUUUGUGUUGAGCAGUGGACCCCUGGGACAGCCGCUGGCCCGCAGGCACCGACCCAGCUACAUGGAGGUGGAGGUUCUGGACCAACGCACAGAACGACCCAUCUACGUCAUCGACAAGGUACAUCCUUCAUCGACUGUUCUGGAUCUGAAAAACAGGUUCCACAAAGCACGUCCUGGAUGGUAUCCGUCACGCACUGGCCUCCGGGUUGAGCCCAACGGACCGUUCCUGCAGGACAGCUGCGUAGUGCGGACGCUGGCCUCAUCCUCCCUGGUGACGCUGUACUCCACAGAUCUGGGCCAGCAGGUGGGCUGGACCACGGUCUUUCUCACACAGUAUUUCGGACCUCUCCUCAUUUACCUGAUGUUUUAUCUCCACAUAUGGAAUCCGUAUGACAGCAGCAUCAAGAAGCGACGGCCUCUGGUUGUACACUUGGCCUGUUUCUGUCACUCACUCCACUACGUUAAGCAUCUUCUGGAGACUCUGUUCGUCCAUCGGCUGUCUGAUGGCUAUACCCCUCUGCGGAACCUCCUGAAGGGCUGUGCGUUUUACUGGGGAUUUACAUCCUGGCUGGGGUACUACGUCAACCACCCUCUGUACACACCUCCAUAUUUUGCCAACAAGCAAAUCAUUCCAUCAUUUUUCUCAUUCUUGCUUUGCGAAGCUGGUAAUUUCUUUAUCAACGUGGCUUUGGCACAACACAGUCACACUGCAAACUCCCCUCCAUACCCAAGGGCCACCUGCAACCCCUUCACCUGGCUCUUCACGGUGGUGCACUGUCCCCAGUACACCUAUGAGAUUGGAGCAUGGAUAAGUUUGGCCAUUAUGACUCAAACAGUGCCUGUGGCCGUCUUUGCUACACUGGUAUCGAUCCAGAAGCUGCUUAGGGCAAGGAGGAGACAUCACAGACGCCCGAAGCAGAGCAGUGGCGGCGGACAAUGCCAGGCUGCUGUGAUCCCCUUCUUGCUGUAGCUCUUGAGGACUCAAAGGUGAAACGGGAGGUGACAUGUAGGUGUGCUAGAUGCAGAGGUCUGAGCGUAUAGCAUCACACUGAUAUUCUCUCAUCCUGACAACUUCAGCAAGGUGUUUGGGAAGCACACUAGUGUAGUGGGGAUUUUCACAGAUCCGUCCCAAGUGCCAGUCUCUGCCCCAUUACUCUGCUGGAAUAGCAACUGAUAUUUUUGACUAAGUGAAGCAGACAAAUUGAAAUUUUUGUUGUUGUUGCUCUUGCUGUUGAAAGACUAGAUCAGUGUUACUCAACAUAGUCCUCUGGGACCCCCGGUAGGCCACAUUUUUGCUCCCUCCCAGCUCCCAGCCAAUCAAAAACACUGAAUGCCUGGUUCCGGUGUCUUAGAAAUUGAGUGGGAGCAAAAAUGUGGACUGGCUGGGGGUCCCUGAGGUCUGGGUUGAGAAAUACUGAGCUAUAUCAAUUCUUUAUGAAUAUUUUGAUGAUACAAUUUCAGGACUAUGUUCCUGACACUUCCUGACCCUGAUUGUGAUAAGUGGUUAGAAGAUGGAUGGAUAGAAGGAUGGUUGGGUUUCAGAGAAAACAUUUCAAUGAAUAAUAUUGACUACAUGGCAGUAACAUGAAAAACUGUAUGUCACUGUUAACAAUGGUCCAGUCAGCCCCACACGUUCAAGCAGACUAUUUUGUACUGUUAUGUUCAUCUGAGUCAUUCAUGCAUGUAUAGUAGAUUGAAUUCAAAUAUAACGUCAAAACGGGUAAAUAGAUUUUACAAAUUGUAUCUGUUUUUUUAACCUUGGAAAGUUGGAGAAAGGAAAAAAAAUAAACUUUUAUGCUGUGUUUACGAAA